Molecule: messenger RNA, 893 nt
Organism: Triticum dicoccoides
Lineage: Eukaryota; Viridiplantae; Streptophyta; Magnoliopsida; Poales; Poaceae
Exons: 4
Coding region: 32-583 (183 amino acids)
Source: RefSeq, a predicted model, not a curated record
GUUCCCUGAAGCACUGAAGCAGUGAGAGGAUAUGGGUGGUGAUGGAUCCAGGGAGUUCAAGCCUGAUCAUGACGAGGAUGCAUCUGCUUCUUCAAAAAUGAAGGUAGUGCGAGAUGCAUCCAAAGAUCUCAAGCGUAAGGCUAUAGUUGCAGCUCCUCCUGUUGCAAAGAUGGCAAAGCCUAGUAAGGAUUUCAGUCGCAAAACUAUGAAGAUCUCAGCUGUUACAAGAACACAGCUGAAUGUACCUUUUGGAGACACUGACAGAGUCGUGUGCUGCACUAUAGUCAGCACCACUCAUUCUGCUGGUUUUUGUGUUGGUGCUGGUCUUUUUGAUUUGGCUGAACAUAGAAGAUUCAGGGUGGCAGAUCACUAUGUGAAGGACACUGUUCUAGUUGCAUUUGAUGAUGCAUUUGAUGUGCUCCUAGUUGCUGGCUACGACUACAGUGUUGGUCCUGAAGCACUAAUGACUGUUUCUAGGGUUUCUAAGUUAGAGCCUUAUGUACCUGACUGGGAUGGUUAUUUCCAAUCACGAACAAUAAUUGCUAGUGCUCCUGGUGAUGUUGCUGUUGAUGAAGACGAAUAGGGUGCUCGUCGUGAUGGUGGUACUGAAGAUGAAUGCUCUGGUGGUGGUUUUUCUGUGGGAGGACUUGGUGGCACUGGUGCAGGCGGUGCUGGUGCAAGUGUUGGAGCUUGAAGCUAUGAUGGUGCUAUAACUUGUUAAGCUAAAUUAGCUUUUGCUAGGCUAAAUAUAGGUGAAACAUGCUCGUGUUAGGUUGCUAGGUUAAAUUUGCUUUUGUCUUCUAUGUAGUUGAUCAGUCUGUUUGUGGAUUUGAAAAGUAUUCUCACUGUGGCUUCUUUAUGUUAUUAUCAGUGUGUUAUCUAUGCACUUGAUA